AGCAUGGAGGCUAGAUUAUGGCACCCUUCCUAUCCAAUCAACAACAAGAACGUUUAAAAUUUCGCACCUAUCAUGUCGAAGCUACAGACCACUUAUGUGGAGGCCAGAUUUGUAGUAUCCUUCCAUUUAACCAGGUGCUGAGAUGGCGCUGAAAUACGUGACAUGUUUUUUAAAGAGUAAGUUCGCGUUCUACCAAAUCACACAACACUUUUUUUCUAUGGUUUUGAUAAUAAUGGAAGCAACACAAAAACAAUAUUACAAAUAUUGUGUCGUUCCUAUGUGUUCCAAUACCACUUAUAAAACGCCCGAAAAGCUAUUUCUUCGUGUACCUCAAGACAAAAAACGUCGUUUAAAAUGGUUAAAGGCAUGCAGAAGAAAUGGGAACGAUUUUUCACAGAAGACGACAGUCCACGUAUGUGAGGAGCAUUUUAAUAGGUUACUUCAAUAUCGAACAGUCACAGACAAUACAAGGUUGGGGUUAAAGUUAAAGUUAAAGUUAAGGUCAAAGUCAAGGUCAGGGUGAAGGUCAAGGUCGAGGUCAAGGUCAGGGUGAAGGUCGAGGUCAGGGUCAAGGUCAAGCCUAUGUGAUUUGUCAAAGUGGAGGUGGUUAAAACCUUGAAAAUGCUUGUAGAAUUACUAUAAAAGGCUGCAAGCCGAAGAACGUUUCAAAAAAAUGGAUUUAGAAGCACUUAAUGAGUUUCUUCUUUUAGAAGGACAACGAAAACCCAUCAUUAAGUUGAAAGAACUUCAGUUAAACCUUCCUUACAAAAUUUCAUCAGCCAAUGUGACUGCUUCGAGAUUCGGCGAGUGUGUUGUUUUGGAGUUAGAAGAUAAGGUGGUGUAUUUACCACCUAGAUCAACGGAGGUGCUCAAAAAUCAUACUUUGGAACUAGGGAAUGGAAGGUACUCCCUAGUUUUCAUUGGAGAAAAGGACACCAACAAAGGAAAUCCAGCAACUUUAUUUAAAUUUGUAAAAUCUUGAGUUGGAAAAUGAUAUGGAAAAUUAUAUCAGAUUCAAACUUAUGGGUGGCCUAAAGAAGAUGAAAUUAGAUGUUGUCCCUCACAUAUUUAAUUUUAAAUCAGAUGGGGAAAAAGCCCAUUCUAAUUAUCCCAGAAAAGCAAUGGUUAUGGAAGGUAAACUUAACAUUAAGGAAGAAUUUGGGGAACAUGAACACACAUCUAUGGAAAAUCAGCUAUCAGCCUCAAUCGAUCUGGACAACAUUAAAAACGAACCAGAAGAAACAAAUUACUCAGUUAUGGAAGGUAAACUUGAAAUCAAGGAAGAAUUUGAAGAACAUGAACACAGAUGUAUGGAGAAUCAGCUACCAGCCUCAAUAGAUCUUGAAAACUAUAAAGACGAACCAGAGGAAAUAAAUUACUCAGUUAUGGAAGGUAAACUUGAAAUCAAGGAAGAAUUUGAAGAACAUGAACACAUAUGUAUGGAGAAUCAAAUACCAGCCUCAAUAUAUCUUGAAAACUAUAAAGACGAACCAGAGGAAAUAAUUUAUUCAGUCAUGGAAGAACUUAAAAUAAAGGAAGAAUUUGAGAAACGUCAAUACACAUGUGUGGAGAAUCAGAUACCAGCCUCAAUAGAUCUUGAAAACUAUAAAGACGAACCAGAGGAAAUAAAUUACUCAGUUAUGGAAGGUAAACUUGAAAUUAAAAAAGAAUUUGAGGAACAUGAACACAUAUGUAUGAAGGAUCCGCUAUCCACCCCGAUAGAUCUUGACAACUGUAAAAACGAAUCCGAAAAAACAAAUUACUCAGCUAUGGAAGGUACAUUUGAAAUUAAAAAAGAAUUUGAGGAACAUGAACUCAUAUGUAUGGAGGAUCCACUGUCCACCGCGAUACAUCUUGACAACUGUAAAAACGAAUCAGAAGAAACGGAUUACUCAGGAGAGAUUCAUAAUUCAGGCUUUCUCCAAACUGAAAAUGCAUCGCAAGUAGUGAUAACAUCGCCUGAGUAUUUAUGUAGUACAGAACAAUUUAUGAAUCCACCUCCUGAAGAAAAAACAACGAAGAACGAAAAUCUGAUAACACUUACCGGUCAAAUUGUCAAAUGUAAAGUUUGUUUUAAGCAGUUUCCACAAUUGAGUACUUUGAGAAUACACUUAAGAACGCACACAGAAGAAAAACCCCACAAGUGUGAAAGUUGUUUUAAGCAAUUUUUUCUAUUCGCGGAUUUAAAAAGGCAUCUGAGAACGCACACGGGAGAAAAACCUCACAAGUGCGAAAUUUGUUUUAAGGAGUUUUCACAAAUAAAUAAUUUGAGAACUCAUUUAAGAACGCAUGCGGGAGAAAAACCUCACAAGUGUGAAAUUUGUUUUAAGCAAUUUAGUCAAGUAGGUAAUUUAAAAAGACAUUUGAGAACGCACACGGGAGAAAAACCUCACAAGUGUGAAAUUUGUUUUAAACAAUUUUCUGUAUUAGAAAAAUUAAAACAACAUUUGAGAACGCACACGGGAGAGAAACCACACACGUGCGAAAUUUGUUUUAAGCCGUUUUCUGUAUUAGUAAAUUUAAAAAGACAUUUGAGAAGGCACACGGGAGAAAAACCUCACAAGUGCGAAAUUUGUUUUGAGUCAUUUUCUCUAUUGGAAAAUUUGAAACAACAUUUGAGAACGCACACGGGAGAACAACCUCACAAAUGCAAAAUUUGUUUCAAGCAAUUUUCUGUAUUGGAAAAUUUAAAAGAACAUUUGAGAACGCACACGGGAGAAAAACCUCACACCUGCGAAAUUUGUUUUAAGUCAUUUUCUGUAUUAGCAAAUUUAAAAAGACAUUUGAAAACGCACACGGGAGAAAAACCUCACACGUGUGAAAUUUGUUUUAAGCCAUUUUCUCUGUUAGCGGAUUUAAAAACACAUAUGAGGACUCACACGGGAGAAAAACCUCACAAGUGCCAAAUUUGUUUGAAGCCAUUUUCUCUAUUAACAAAUUUAAAACAACAUUUGAGAACGCACACGAGAGAAAAACCUCACACCUGCGAAAUUUGUUUUAAGUCAUUUUCUGUAUUAGCAAAUUUAAAAAGACAUUUGAGAACGCACACGGGAGAAAAACCUCACAAGUGUGAAAUUUGUUUUAAGCCAUUUUCUCUGUUAGCGGAUUUAAAAACACAUAUGAGGACUCACACGGGAGAAAAACCUCACAAGUGCCAAAUUUGUUUGAAGCCAUUUUCUGUAUUAACAAAUUUAAAAAGACAUUUGAAAACGCACUUUUUUUUAGAAAGACAAAUUGUCUUCAAUAAGUAAUUUGAAAACUCAUUUGAGAACGCACACGGGAGAAAAAUCUCACAAAUGUGAAAUUUGUUUUUAGACCACUCAUCAGCGGUAAAAAAACUGUAAAACCGUGAAAUUUUGAGAACCAACACCGAUUUUACUGAAAAUUUGGGUUUAAACUCGAUUGACCCUCUUCUUCAAAAUCUACACUAUGCCGAACCAGGCUUUUUCCCUGGGGGGUGAAAACAACCCCAUCUAAAGGAUAAAAAAUGUUUCAAUCAAAAUAACUAUGGAAAUCGAUAGUGACCAAUUCUGAGUAAAUUUUGUUCUGUAAAUUUUUUUUUGCAAAAUUAAUACUUUCCAAAUUAUUAGCGAUUGAAACUAUGCAUUUUUCAUUGAAAAAACUCACGUUUUAUAACCGUUUUUUAUGAAUAACUGAAAAAAAUUUAAAUUUUAUAGAAAAAAUCAUAAAAUUUUGACUAAUAAAAAAAUAAAGAGAUUCGCGUCGAAAAAACCCAUGUAAACCCAAUGACGACUGAGUUAUUGCUCUUUAAAGGAUGGUUAUUUUCGAAGAACAUCGAAAUGGAGAACCUUCAAUCUCAAAUAACUCAUAAGUUCAUUAAAAAACCUUUCAAAUAAGCUCUGACAAGUUUUUUGCAUAAGAACUGACUGACUUAUGACGAAAAUAAAGUCGCUAUCUGCUUUUUUCUUUUUGAAAUGUAACAAUAAAACCCUCGUCAAUACAAUCCUAAUAGAAAUGAAUAGGUUCCCACUUAAAAUCAACUUUAUUUAGAUAUAAUUGAUACGAUCCAUCUAAUUUGACUGGUUUUAAAAAUCUUAGUUUAGUAAAAAUAGUUGAUUAAAUCGAAAAUGACAUUUUUAUAAUUAAAGAAAAAGUGCAUUUUUCUUAAAUAAACCUAAAAGUAUUCAUGAUACAAUAACAAAAAAAAAUCAAAAUUUUCAGUAAAAGAAAUCCUAGAAUUAAUAUUUGAAACAUUUUUUUCAUAUUAUGAGUACUUUUAGAUUUAAUUAAGAAAAAUUCACUUUUUUUUAAUUAUAAAAAUGUUAUUUUCGAUUUAAUCAACUAUUUUUUCUAAACUAAGCAUUCCAAACCGGUCAAAUCUCAUGGAUUGUAUCAAUUAUACCUAAAUAAAGUUAAUUUCAAGUGGGAUGCUAUUCAUUUAUAUUAGGAUUGUAGUGACGAGGGUUCAAUUUUUACAUUUCAAAAAGAAAAAAGCAGAGAGCAAUAACUCAGUCGUUAUUGGGUUUACAUAUGUGUGUGUGAGAGAAAAAAUGGCUUGGAUGCGGGUCCGUUAGCCACAGAUUUUUAUUUUAUUUUUACCUCAAUUUAUUAGUUUUGUUAUAUUUAUACCUAUUUCACUUAAAUGACUAUAUUUGUUUCUCUCAAGUAGUUAAUGAGUAAUUUAAAUAUUUCCAUUUUAUGACAACUUAUUAGAUAUUCUAUACUAAUUGGAAAAUGAACUGGUCUUUCCGAGGCGAAUCUCUUUGCUUUUUUAUUAGCUACAAUUUUGUUCUUAAUGAUUUUUUCUUUAAAAUUCAAUUUUUUUAAGUUAUUCAUAAAAAACGGUUAUAAAACGUGAGUUUUUUCAAUGAAAAAUGCAUAAUUUCAAUCGCUAAUAACUUGGAAAGUAUCAACUUUGCAAAAAAAAUUUAUAGAAUAAAAUUUACUCAGAAUUGAUCAAUCCAUCGACUUUGAUUGAAAAAUAGUUUCAUCCUCUAGAUGGGGUUGUUUUCACCACCAGGGCAAAGCCCGGUUUGGUAUAGGGUAGAUUUUGACAAAGGUUAUAAUUACUACCUAAAUCCAAACUUUCAAGGAAAUCGACCUUGAUUAUCAAAAUUCCAUGAGAAAAUGGCUGUUCAUUGGACUAUUUAAGCAAUUUAGUGAAGCAGGCAAUUUAAAAAGACAUUUGAGGACACACGCGAGAGAAAAACAACCAGUGCAAAAUUUGUUUUAGGCAAUUUUGAGAAAACAUUGGAAACACACACUGGAAAAACACCAUACAAGUAUUAUCUAUACAAUUUAUGUUAUACAAUUGGUUUUAAACCGUUUUCAGAAUGGCAACCUUAAAAAUCCAUUUGAGAACACACAUGGGAGAAAAACACAAGUGUGAAAUUUGUUUUAGGCAAUUUUCUGUAUUAGAAAAAUUAAAAGCAUUUGAGAACGCACACGGGGAAAACACCACAAGUGUGAAAUUUGUUUUAAGCCGUUUUCUCUGUUAUCGGAUUUAAAAACACAUAAUAUGAGGACUCACACGGGAGAAAAACCUCACAAGUGCCAAAUUUGUUUUAAGCCAUUUUCUGCAUUAGCAAAUUUAAAAAGACAUUUGAAAAUGCACUUUUUUUAGAAAGACAAAUUUUCUUAAAUAAGUUAUUUGAGAACGCGCACGGGAGAAAAAUCUCACGAGUGCAAAAUUUGUUUCAAACCGUUUUCUAUAUUGGAAAAUUUGAGAACGCACACGGAAGAAAAACCUCACCUGCGAAAUUUGUUUUAAGUCAUUUUCUGUAUUAGCAAAUUUAAAAAGACACAUGAGAACGCACACGGGAGAAAAACCUCACAAGUGUGAAAUUUGUUUUAAGCUAUUUUCUCUGUUAGCGGAUUUAAAAACACAGAUGAGGACUCACACGGGAGGAAAACCUCACAAGUGCCAAAUUUGUUUUAAGCCAUUUUCUGUAUUAGCAAAUUUAAAAAGCCAUUUGAAAACGCACUUUUUUUAGAAAGACAAAUUUUCUUAAAUAAGUUAUUUGAGAACGCGCACGGGAGAAAAAUCUCACAAGUGCAAAAUUUGUUUCAAACCAUUUUCUAGAUUGGAAAAUUUAAAACAACAUUUGAGAACGCACAUGGAAGAAAAACCUCACCUGCGAAAUUUGUUUUAAGUCAUUUUCUGUAUUAGCGAAUUUAAAAACACAUAUGAGGACUCACACGGGAGAAAAAUCUCACAAGUGCCAAAUUUGUUUUAAGCCAUUUUCUGUAUUAGCAAAUUUAAAAAGACAUUUGAAAACGCACUUUUUUAGAAAGACAAAUUUUCUUAAAUAGGUAAGUAAUUUGAGAACGCCCACGGGAGAAAAAUCUCACAAGGGUGAAAUUUGUUUUGAAUUUUGAAUUUGUUAUUUCUCAUGUUGUUAAAUAUUGCUCUGGCCUUAAGUUUUGCUCACAAGCGCUCAUUUUGUUUUAUUUAUGUUGAGAUUAAGUCCUUUUUCUUCACUCGCUCUUUGUAUCCUGUCCAUAAGAUGCAAUUCAUCGAUACAGCUGGCAAGUACGACUGUAUCGUCCGCAUAUCGUUUUACGCGGACUUUAUAAUGGCCAUUGGCAUGGUACAGUUGAUUUUACAAUCAGAUACCUAGCGUGUACGUAGGGUAUCAGGUACGUAGCGUGUGUUGAGUAAAAGUCUUGUGACUUUGAAAAGUCGACGUCAUUGUCUAAUAUUCGACGUCAUUGUUAGUCGACGUCAUUGUCGACCAAUGAUAAACGUCAAAAUUCACAGUAAACAAGGGACGUAAAAAUAUACAGUAGACUACCUCUAUAUCGAGAACUUAAAUGGCGGACUAAUUACCUCGUUAUAAGCGGAUCUCGUUAUAUCAGACAACAAUAAUAUUGUGGAUACAUAUGAGUAUGUAGUUUUCUAAAUCAUUAACUUCCUAUAGUGAAUCCAUUCGGAGCAAUAUAAGAUGCUAAAUAUUGUUUCCUCAACAAUAAGGCUUCACCAUAAUAAAUUGUAAAUUUUCUUAUAAUAUUCAAUAUCGGUCGAUAGAUAAACUGAACAGGAAGAAGUUUAUUAUAGGCGGUGGAUUUUAUUACAGCACUAUCCUCGAUAACGACACAUCUUGAGGAUUUCUGUAUACCUACACUCAGUUGGGGUAUUUAGUUAUAGCCAUUACAGCGCUAAAAACAGGUAAAGAUACAUAUUCUACGAUUUCAUUUUUCCUCGUUAUAACCAAAUAUGGUUCUUUAUAGAGGUGUUACAGUUUAAUAGGAAUUUCAUGGGACACCUAGUGUACCUCGUUAUAGAGAGAGUCUACUGCGCUAAUAAAAAUACCUCGAAGUUAAUUAUUAAAAUAUAUUAAAAUAAUAAGUAUUGUAUUAAAUAAACAAAUGUGUAAGUAAUUUUAUAACUAGUAUUCUUUUAUUAUUUAUGAUUAUAUGUUUUAGGAAAAACGCUGGAAAAAUAUAUAAAAAACUUGUUUAGAAAUGUAUCCCAACGUCCACUGUAUGUAAAUUCUUACAAGAGGCUCGUUAAUAAUAUUCAGCUCACCGGAAUGCUAUUGUUCGAGGUGUGAAAUUAUAUACACAAGGGAUCAAUUCAUAAAACAGGUAGAUCACUUUUUUAUGGCAUUUUACACCUUGAACAAUAGCAUCCCGCUCAGCUGAAUAUUAAUGAGUUUCUUUAUGUCUGGUUGCACCGACAGAUAUACUACAGAUAGACUUACCUUAAGCUUAAAUGAGAGCCAGAGUGGCCUAACUGAUUUUAACAUUACUUUACAUAAUCAAUGAAAAUGAUCAGAAGCUAUCAAUGUCCGAUUGUUUUAGUAAUUGUAUGUUGACCAAUAAUGAUUCUUGGUCAACGUAAAACUACUAAAACAAUCAGACAUUGUUAGCUUCUGAUUAUUUUCUUUGGUUAUGUAAAGUAAUGUUAAAAUCAGUUAGGCCACUCUUGGUUUCAUGGCCUCAAAUAUAAAUGUAAAUUCAGAUGCUGGUGCCACACUAGCGUCUAAUACCGUUAAUUAUCGCAUUAUUUGACAUAUUUCUAAUGCAAAUAAUACGAUAAUUAACGGUAUUAGAUGCUAGUGUGGCCCCAGUAUUAAAGUAUAAGCUGACCUUAGCUAAGAUGGAGCUUAAGAUCGGUUGGUGCAACUAAGCAUUAGUUCUCUUGUUCGACUAUAGAUCAUUAUUAUCUUUAAUAUUCAACAAAGUUCUUUAUAUUGUAAGGUUUAAUUGUGUAUAAUCCAGCAGUAUGUUUUUUGAUAUAUAUGAGUUUUGAUAUUUUCUGUGAAAUAUUUUGUAAAUUAAAGCUUUCCCUAUAGUAAAACACCGAUUUUUA
This is a messenger RNA of Diabrotica virgifera virgifera (western corn rootworm), 8275 nucleotides long. Its product is annotated as zinc finger protein 345-like. NCBI's taxonomy places the organism in Eukaryota, Metazoa, Arthropoda, Insecta, Coleoptera, Chrysomelidae. Gene Ontology annotation, biological process: regulation of immune system process; negative regulation of transcription by RNA polymerase II; regulation of cytokine production. The record is from RefSeq and is a predicted model, not a curated record. The transcript has 11 exons. Gene Ontology annotation, molecular function: DNA-binding transcription factor activity, RNA polymerase II-specific; RNA polymerase II cis-regulatory region sequence-specific DNA binding. The coding region runs from base 996 to 3251 and encodes 751 amino acids. Gene Ontology annotation, cellular component: nucleus.